CUGCAACCUACGACGUUAGCUAUUUCAGCAGGAGGACAUAUUGUGGCCGUCAAGAAACUCCUCCGCCAUAGCAAUUAUGAGUCCAACAAAGGUUGGCAUCAACGGUUUCGGCCGUAUCGGCCGUAUCGUCUGCAGAAAUGCCAUCGAGAAUAAUGAAAUCGAUGUCGUCGCUGUCAACGACCCCUUCAUCGAACCCCACUACGCCGCAUACAUGCUGAAGUACGAUUCCACCCACGGCCAGUUCAAGGGCGACAUCAAAGCCACAGAGUCCGGCUUGGAGGUCAAUGGCAGGGCCAUCAGGUUCUACGCCGAGCGCGACCCCGCCAACAUCCCAUGGCGUGACACAGGCGCCACCUACAUUGUCGAAUCCACCGGUAUCUUCACUACCACCGAGAAGUCCAAGGCACACUUGAGAGGCGGGGCCAAGAAGGUCAUCAUCUCCGCUGCCUCUGCUGACGCCCCUAUGUAUGUGCUGGGUGUCAAUGAGGAUACCUACAAGUCUGAUCUUGAGGUCGUCUCUAACGCUUCCUGCACUACCAACUGCCUGGCUGUCCUCGCCAAGGUCAUCCACGAUGAGUUCACUAUCGUUGAGGGCCUCAUGACUACUAUCCACGCCUACACCGCUACACAGAAGACUGUCGACGGCCCAUCUGGAAAAGACUGGCGCGGAGGUCGUGCCGCGGCCACUAACAUUAUCCCCUCUAGCACUGGCGCAGCUAAAGCUGUCGGAAAGGUCAUCCCAGCGCUUAACGGCAAGGUAACCGGCAUGUCUAUGCGUGUGCCUACCUCUGAUGUCUCUGUUGUUGACCUAACCUGCCGCAUCGAAAGGGGCGCUUCCUAUGACCAGAUUAAGGCAGCUAUUAAGAAGGCUGCGGAUGGUGACCUUAAGGGCAUACUCGCCUACACUGAGGACGAUGUCGUCUCCUCCGAUUUGAAAGGUAACAAUCACUCUGCCAUCUUUGAUGCCAAGGCCGGUAUCUCCCUCAAUGACAACUUUGUCAAGUUAGUCGCGUGGUACGACAACGAGUGGGGCUACUCCCGCCGUGUCGUCGACCUUGUCAACUACAUUUCCAAGGUUGAUACCGGUUCCAAGUAGGACAUUUCUUUCUUGGGUCCUGCAAGAAGUCUCUGAUUUGCAUUCUCUUUGUUGCAGCAACGUACUGAAAGGAAGGCCUUGAUGGGCGAGGAAUUAGACUAUACAGUGUGCGAGGAUAUGAUUCGGUUUGGCUAGCCUGUUCUGUAGCUUAUAAAUAAAUGGCAUGCUCUGAAG
This is a messenger RNA of Hyaloscypha bicolor E, 1270 nucleotides long. Its product is annotated as putative glyceraldehyde-3-phosphate dehydrogenase. The record is from RefSeq and is a predicted model, not a curated record. Bases 77 to 1096 code for a protein of 339 amino acids. Gene Ontology annotation, molecular function: oxidoreductase activity, acting on the aldehyde or oxo group of donors, NAD or NADP as acceptor; NADP binding; NAD binding. Lineage: Eukaryota; Fungi; Ascomycota; Leotiomycetes; Helotiales; Hyaloscyphaceae. Gene Ontology annotation, biological process: glucose metabolic process. The transcript is spliced from 3 exons.